AUGUCGUCCUCGGAAGGCGCGCCGGAGUCCUGGAUUUCCUCGUUUUGUUCGUUGAUGGGCCAUGAGUUUUUCGCAGAGGUGUCGGAGGACUUCAUCGAGGAUGAUUUCAAUCUGACUGGUCUCCAGUCGCAGGUGCCGAUGUACAAGGAGGCACUAGAGAUGAUUCUCGAUGUGGAGCCGGAGGAUGACGAGGAAGAGGAGGAGGAAGAGGAGGAGGAAGAUGAAGACGAUGCGCUCGGCGGCGAACCUGCAUACAGAAGAGCCGGCGAUCGGCGACACGCCCGAGUCGCAAGCGAUUUGAGCGUGAUCGAGAGCUCUGCUGAGCUCCUGUAUGGGUUGAUUCACCAACGGUAUAUCACCUCGCGGCCUGGCAUUCAACAAAUGCUCGAAAAAUACGAGAUGCAGCAUUUUGGCACCUGUCCGCGAGUCAACUGCAACGGAUGCAAAGUUCUCCCCGUAGGCCGAUCCGACACCCCUGGCCACGAAACGGUCAAGCUCUUCUGUCCCGGUUGCAUGGAUAUUUAUACACCCCCCAACAGCCGCUUCCACUCCGUUGACGGCGCAUUCUUCGGUACAACGUUCGGAUGUCUCUUUUUCAUGACAUUCCCAGAUCUGGAUAUCGGGCCCCGUCUGGAUGCAGCACUGUCAUCCAUCUCGCCACGGAAUGCAGCAACGCAGUCUCGCACUGGCUCUCUGACACGCACUCCGGCAGGUCGCCAGGCACGGUCGCCCACACCAGAGAAUCAGCCGCUAGAAAUCAACGGCGUCCGGACACCCAACCUCUGCCCGGGACUCGGCAAGGGCAAGAUCUAUGACCCCAAGAUCUACGGCUUCAAGGUCUCUGAGGUCUCGCGUGUCGGCCCGCGCAUGAAAUGGCUGCGCAUGAAGCCCAAAAAUGUUGUCGAGCUCGACGAAGCGUGGAAUCACGAGCAUGGGAUGUCUCCGCAGGAGGCACGCGACGAUAAGGAGGGCGACACCGAGAUGAACCCUGAACAAUCGCAAGAUGCUGCCAUUGCGAACCGCAAGAAGGCCCCGAUGCGACGCCGGCGACCGAACCUUGGCGCCCUAGUCCCCACAGAUCCUAUGGACGUGCACGGUCGAUGA
This is a messenger RNA of Penicillium roqueforti, 1104 nucleotides long. RefSeq names its product casein kinase II subunit beta. Gene Ontology annotation, molecular function: protein kinase regulator activity. The transcript has a single exon. Lineage: Eukaryota; Fungi; Ascomycota; Eurotiomycetes; Eurotiales; Aspergillaceae. Gene Ontology annotation, cellular component: cytoplasm; protein kinase CK2 complex. The record is from RefSeq and is a predicted model, not a curated record. Bases 1 to 1104 code for a protein of 367 amino acids.